UUGGGCUGCCUUGCGCGGCAGGUCUGGGAAGCAGCUGCGGCGGCGCGGCGAUAGUGUCGCGGAGACCGAGGUUUGGGCUAUGGCUGUGAACCUAAGCCGCAAUGGGCCGGCGCUGCUGGAGGCCUACGAGAGAGUGGUCAACGAGAAGUCUUCAACCGACUGGGCCCUCUUUACUUACGAAGGAAACAGCAAUGACAUCCGCGUGGCUGGCACUGGGGAGGGGGGCCUGGAGGAGAUGGUGGAGGAGCUCAACAGUGGGAAGGUGAUGUACGCCUUCUGCAGGGUCAAGGACCCCAACUCCGGCCUGCCCAAGUUUGUCCUCAUCAACUGGACCGGUGAGGGUGUGAAUGACGUGCGGAAGGGAGCAUGCGCCAACCACGUCAGCACCAUGGCCGGCUUCUUGAAGGGGGCCCAUGUGACCAUCAAUGCCAGGGCCGAGGAGGACGUGGAGCCCGAGUGCAUCAUGCAGAAGGUGGCCAGGGCCUCAGGUGCUAACUAUGCCUUCCACAAGGAGAGUAGCCGCUUCCAGGACACGGGCCCCCAGGCUCCAGUGGGCUCAGUGUACCAGAAGACCAAUGCUGUGUCUGAGAUCAAAAGGAUUGGCAAAGACAGCUUCUGGGCCAAAGCAGAGAAGGAGGAGGAGAACCGCAGGCUAGAGGAGAAGCGGCGAGCGGAGGAGGAGCGGCAGCAGCUGGAACAGGAGCGCCGGGAGCGGGAGCUGCGCGAGGCUGCCCUCCGGGAGCAGCGCUAUCAGGAGCAGGGAGGCGAGGCUGGCCUCCAGAGCAGGAAGUAUGAACAGCAUGAUGUGGUUUCAAGGAACAGAGAGGAGCAGCCAGCACACCCACGGGAGAUUUUCAAGCAGAAGGAGAGGGCCAUGUCUACCACAUCCAUCUCCAGCCCUCAGCCAGGCAAGCUGAGGAGCCCCUUCCUGCAGAAGCAACUCACUCAACCAGAUACCCCCCUCAGCAGAGAGUCAGCUCAUGCCACCUCAAGGCCCAGGGCAGAUCUCCGCGAGGAGCCAGUGCCCAGCAUCCCUCCGUGUUCGGUGCAGGUGGAAGAGGAGGCCGUGUACGAGGAACCCCCAGAGCAGGAGACUGUCUAUGAGGAGCCUCCGAUGGUGCAGCAGCAAGAUGCCGGCUCGGAGCCCGUUGACCACGCCCGCGGGCUGAGUGGGAAGGGGCUCUGUGCCCGGGCCCUGUACGACUACCAGGCAGCCGACGAGACCGAGAUCUCCUUUGACCCUGAGAACCUCAUCACCGGCAUUGAGGUGAUUGACGAAGGCUGGUGGCGUGGCUAUGGGCCAGAUGGCCACUUUGGCAUGUUUCCUGCCAACUAUGUGGAGCUCAUUGAGUAAGGACCCUCGACUGCUGGCUGAAGCCAAGGGCUGUCCUUCCCUUCCCCACCCAGAUGUGAUUUCCUUCUUGCUGGAAGAGGUUGGGUGAGGGUUGUGUACGGCACUUUCAAGGAAUGGUAUCUGCUGAUGAGGACAAGCCCUCUGGCUCCCUCUGGCUUGGGUGGCUUGGCCUCUGUUACCCCAGAUGCAGCAAUAACCUGGUGAUCUCCAGACGUGCUACCAGAGCUUCCCAAACUCCCAAACAGCCUGGCCCUUGACCCCCAGCAGAAGACACUGCGCCGAGGCCUGCCCAGAGCCAGCCCUCAGUAACCUCUGCCCCAGGAGUGUGGCGCUGCCAGGGGCGGGGGGUCUGAGCAGGGGCACCUCGAGGCCUCCUGCAUUUGCCUUUCUUUCCUUUUCCUCUUGGCUCUAUGGGAUGGUGUCUAUAACUAGAAUGUCCGUGAUCCUUGGGAACAGUGAACUUAGUUUAUGACCAAAGUCGGAGUGGGUCAUGACUUUGACGACAGUAUUUCUGGAUCCUACUCUGUCCUGCCCAUUUCUCUGUUCCUCUGCCUGGGCUGUGGGCAGUGGAGACAGAGACGACCAAGCCCCCAUCUGAAUAUGUGAAGGAGGAGGUGAAAACAUCAACAGACACUGCAUUGCCUUCCAUGUGGCUCACUCUUGUCUCCUGGCCCCAGUGUGCCUGAGAGGUUCAGGAGAAGUAACCAUGGUGGCCUGUUCCUGCUGUCUUUCCUUAUUUCUGCCCCAGCCCACCUAUGUCUGCUUUUGGAAUAACAACUGCCCCACACAGGCGCUAGCUCUGAUCCAUCCUAUUGUAGCCCUCACCUGUACACCCUCUGACCUCUGACCAACCAUUAGCCACCUAGAAGAGGCAUAAAGAUCUACAUGUGACUGAA
Odocoileus virginianus texanus is the source of this 2250-nucleotide messenger RNA. RefSeq names its product drebrin like (gene DBNL). The record is from RefSeq and is a predicted model, not a curated record. Gene Ontology annotation, molecular function: actin filament binding. Gene Ontology annotation, biological process: postsynaptic actin cytoskeleton organization; regulation of actin filament polymerization; positive regulation of axon extension. NCBI's taxonomy places the organism in Eukaryota, Metazoa, Chordata, Mammalia, Artiodactyla, Cervidae. Gene Ontology annotation, cellular component: site of polarized growth; postsynaptic density; dendrite.